Zea mays is the source of this 1757-nucleotide messenger RNA. Its product is annotated as patatin-like protein 3. Gene Ontology annotation, biological process: lipid metabolic process. Bases 198 to 1553 code for a protein of 451 amino acids. Lineage: Eukaryota; Viridiplantae; Streptophyta; Magnoliopsida; Poales; Poaceae. The record is from RefSeq and is a predicted model, not a curated record. The transcript has a single exon.
CUGGGGCAGCGAUAGCCUGCUCUGCUCCCGCCACUAUAAAAGGCCUCGAGGUAGAGUGGACUAGGACGCGUCGAUCGCAGCAAGUUUGCAGGUCUCUCACUCUCGCACAUCACGAGCUAUCUCGAGCUCCAAUUAAUCUGCUAGCCAAGCCAAUCUCCGCUCCCACCCUAGUCCAGCCCUUGCCUUCGCUGCUUGAGAUGGAAGCGUACGCGGCAAUGGCUUCGCCGCCCACGAAGGCCAUGGCCAUGGGCUUGGGCGUGGACAAGCUCAGCUACGAGAUCUUCUCCCUGCUGGAGAGCGAGUUCCUGUUCGGCGCCGGGUCCGGGUGCCUGUCCCCGGGGCCCUGCACGCCGGCCCGGGCACUCCUUGGCGGCGGGCGCGUGCGGGUGCUGGCGAUCGACGGCUGCGGCGCGGGCGCCGAGGACGCGCUCCUGGCCGCCGCCGCGCUCGCGAGGCUCGAGGCCGGGCUGCGGGACCACGCCGGCGACCCCGACGCGCGCGUCGCCGACUUCUUCGACCUCGCGGCGGGCGCCGGCGCGGGUGGCGUGCUCGCGGCGAUGCUGUUCCUGAGGGGCGCCGACGGCCGGCCGCGGUACACGGCCGACGAGGUGCUCGCGUUCGUGGCCGGGAGCGUCGGCGGGAAGCGCGGCUGGGGAGGCCGCCGGCGCGGGCGGUGGGCGAGCCUGUUCCGCGGCGCGCGUAGCGGCCGCGGGGGCCGGCUGUUCCGCGGCGUGUUCGGAGACGCGACGCUCAGGGACGCCGUGGCGCCGCUCCUCGUGCCGUGCUACGACCUCGCCACGGCCGCGCCCUUCGUGUUCUCGCGCGCCGACGCCGUCGAGAGCGACAGCCUCGACUUCCGCCUCCGCGACGUGUGCGCCGCCACCUGCGGCGCGCUCGCGAGCGUGCGGUCGGUCGACGGCGCCACGGCCAUCGUCGGGGCGUCCGCGGGAGUGGCGGGCAUGGGCAACCCGGCCGCCGCGGCCAUCACCCACGUGCUCCACAACAAGCAGGAGUUCCCGCUCGCCACCGGCGUCCACGACCUCCUCGUGCUCUCCAUCGGCGCCGGCGCCUCCUCGGCCGCCGUGUGCGACGGGUCCAGUACGCCCGUGCCCGCGCGUUCCCCGUCGCCGCGGGAGCUGGCGCGCGUGACCGCCGAGGGUGUCGCGGAUAUGGUGGACGAGUCGGUGGCCACGGCGUUCGGGAACGCGUGCGGACGCAGCUACGUACGCGUCCAGGCCGGCAAGGCGCCGGCGCCGCUCCACGCGGCCACCGCGUCCACGGCAGCGGCGGCGAUGCUCGCGCAGCGGAACGUGGAGUCGGUGCUGUUCCGGGGGCGAAGGCUGUCGGAGCGGACUAACGCCGAGAAGGUGGACGCGCUGGCCGUGGAGCUUGUUAAGGAGCAGGAGCGCCGGCGGCGCAGCCCGCUUCCGAACGUGGCCAUCAAGCAGGUGCCCACGCCGCGGCUGUCGUCGGCGACCGCGACGUCAGGCACCGCGACGGCAAGGACCGCGUCGGCGAUGCCGUCGCCGGCGUCGUGCGAUUCUCGCCGAUAGUUGUGUUAAUUAGGCCGUGGCGCGAUGACGAGUUUUUGUUUUCAAAUGCAUGUCACUAACAAGGGUAGAGCAGUGACGUGUGUUCUUUUGCAUAAUGGGUCACCGACAAGUUUGAAAAUGAAUUCAUUUUCAUAUACACGAACGUGUACUGCUAUAAAGUUAACCACAAAUAGAGAUUCAACCGUGGUUGUUAACUCCAAAUUA